Messenger RNA from Candoia aspera, 1256 nucleotides. It is a transcript of the gene TMEM139, whose product is annotated as transmembrane protein 139. The record is from RefSeq and is a predicted model, not a curated record. The transcript is spliced from 3 exons. NCBI's taxonomy places the organism in Eukaryota, Metazoa, Chordata, Lepidosauria, Squamata, Candoiidae. Bases 414 to 1076 code for a protein of 220 amino acids.
UCCCUCCCUUUACACCGCCCUUUUCCUUCACUAGCUUCCUGAUUGUUUGGGUGGCUUAGUCUGAAAGGCAGCAAAGGAAAGUGAAGAACAUUUUUAAAAGCAGAAAGAAGACAGCAGUAUUUGGGAGAGAAGAUUCUAAGAAAGCUGAAGUGUGAGAACCCAGGAGUUUGCAGUUACUUCUUCCCUGACUUGUAUACUCUCUGAAAGAGUGGUGAAGACAGGAAGUGUGAGAAGUUGUUGAAGUGUCUUCAGCUGGAGACAGUGGCAAAGGAGAUUUCUACAACUAGCUGGGGAUGACAGCAGGAGGCAAGGACACAUGGCUGGAUCUGCCAUAGGAUCCCCAUGCCUGGCAUCCAUACUCCCAGCUACUCUGCCUCUUCCUAUCAACAACUGGUACUCCCAUUUGUGUUGUCAUGCUGUCGGUGUCCCACUGGAGGAGCCUCCGUCAAACCCUGCUGGUGCUCUUUUCAGCCACCCUCCUCAUUGGCAUAACCAUGCUGGCCAUCUCCUCUGAAAUCAAUCCUAUUGGGGUUUUCUUCCUUGUAGCAGGGGGUCUGUGUUUGGUUGGCUACCUCAUUAGUGUGGCAGCUGAACAAUGGCUGAAGCAUCAGAAUGCAGGAGAAGAGGCCCAGGAAGCCCCAAGAACACAAAGUCAAGUUGGAGGCAACACAACAUAUGAAGCACCAACGUAUGACGAAGUAGUGGCUACUGGUUACUUGUCAGAUUCAGUGCCAACAAUUUGGACAAUUACAUCUAGUCCUGGAACAACCCAAGGAGACCCCCCUCCAUAUAGUGUGGUUAUUGAGCCUCCCGUCCACGGAGAGACUGUGGUAGAGGCAUUCACUGUCUCCAUGGCACCAAGUACGAGGCGGGCCUCUGAAGCAGAUCUGCACUCCAAGCUGCACCUCCGACUGAUCCUACCACCAAAACUAAAACGCUUUGUCUCAGAUACUCACGAACUCAAAGGGAGUGAAGAGCGACUGGAAAGAUUGGAGCCUCUCACCCCACCUCCUGCAUAUGAGAAUGUGACCAGUGAUGAGGUCUUUGAAGGACAAUUUCAGCCUUCCAAACCUUGACUACAAGGCUGGAGGUUGAUAGGUAGUGCCAGUAUUGCCACGUCAUUUCUUUCAAGCCCAUUAUCAGCUUGAUAGUAUAGCCUGUAUUACAUCUGAAGCAAGGUUUGUUUUCAGGGGCUUGGCUCUCUUUUAUGAAAAAGGCAUGAAUUAUAGGCAUGCAGCCAUGGUAGGGGCCCCCUC